Petromyzon marinus (sea lamprey) is the source of this 4341-nucleotide messenger RNA. NCBI's taxonomy places the organism in Eukaryota, Metazoa, Chordata, Hyperoartia, Petromyzontiformes, Petromyzontidae. The record is from RefSeq and is a predicted model, not a curated record.
UAUUUACAAUAACCAAAAAUCGUAAUUUACACAAAAUAGCUUCACUAUUAAACCAAUGAAUAACAACAAUUUACAAAUAAUGUCUAGAUUUUUCUAAAUUUAACCAACAAGCGCUAUUUCCAUACAACCACUCCACACCAAUAAUGUCUCCUUCAACGUCAGAUUGUUGUUGGCAUUCAGUCGUGAGCAUCUCUCUGAAUGAGCUCUCCUCCAGAUCCUUCUUUGGAUCAUGUUUUGCUACCCGUGCAUAGUCUCCCUUUUGUCCAUAAAAUUUUUAACAUUUAUUUUUGCCGUUAAAAAUGUACGAUAACAUUGGUAAUGAUCAAAUAUUUGGGGAAUUACAUAUCUAACAUUUUUUUUAAGACCACUCAGAAAGCGACAUAUACCUGCGGAUUCGAUGUUAAACAUGCCGAUUAUUUUCCUGCCGGAUUAAAAAUUCCAAGGCGUCUCCACAUCGGCAAUGCUACUUUGUUUGUUGUAUGCAAAGUCUUUUCUGCAAAUUAAUGCCGCACGUCGUCAACAAACGAAAAGGAACACCACACAGCUGAUGCUGCACCGUUUCGCGAAUCCCACGAUCGACACGACAGAGCCGACAGAGCCUCUGAUCGAGUAAAGUCGAUUCUUAACAUUCCGUAACAACUAAGAUUUAAUACCUCAGAUGAAAACAAUGGAAAUUGUGACUUUUAAUUAAAUACAUGAGUAUUGUUUUAAUUAAUACUACAAACUAUUGUAUACUGUCAAGUUUCAAGAGUCGACAUUUUUCAGUUUUUGGUCAAUUGUUUUUGUGAACGGUUGGUUCUGAUCGAUUUGUUUUAUGCUUGCAUUGAAAAACUCGUUUACCAAAUCCCAUCUUUUUUUUUUACAGAAAAUGGAUUGGAUCCGAUGCACCAUUAGAAAAACUACGUUGCCAAUAUAAAAAUCCCUCGGUGCAAUACCUUCUGUCUGCUAUGGCACCACGUGGGCUUCUUGCGCUUGCAUUUACGGUGCACGUAACGCUACACUUUACGACGGCAAAGCACAUCUUGUUUGUGGAACAGUGGUCACCCCCACACCCACUGCCAAUGUCAACUACAUCAUCCUCGGCAUCGUCAACACCAAACACUUCCUCUUCGUCCUUUCAUUGCAUCUGUGCGUCACUGCCACCCGCACACUGCGAUAUCCACUUCGCUCUGACAAACUGCGUCUGCAAAUCUCACGCAGCCUCUGCUAAUAAUGAGACAUCCAUCCAAGAGACACACGUGGAAAUAAGCAAACUCGUUACAGAUGCUGCUGAAGCCAUGGAAAGUCUGUCACUGUGGCUUUGGCAAGAUUCACCUGACCUGGUUGUGCGUAUGUCCCAUGCCCUAGCCAGCGAGUGCCCCCUGCAUGUGAAUUCACUUCACAUAUCGCGCUGCAUGUUCAGUGACAAACCCACCAAUGAAGAGGACGGUGCCUACAACACGAAGGGAGCCGUUGGCGCUGAUUGCACCAAAUCGGAAGAAAAUGGUGGUGGUGGUUACGUGCUUAUGCUUCAAGGGUUGCGGGAGGUGUGUGCGGAUUUCCACACACAUGACGACGGCGCUGUCCGUUCGUGCUUGCUUCUUCGCGGCAAUAUUUAUGAAGACCUAAACGAAUAUGCUAAUGUUAAUGUCGGGCAUAAUGAUAACUUUGCAGAUAAGAGGGGUAUAUUUGGUAUACAUGCUAACAAUGAUGUAAACCAUGAAGCUCGUGAAAACACCGUUAAUAGCGGUGAAGUAGAGAUAGCAUUGGUGCUUCUUUCCCUUCCUGCCAUACCCCCUGGACUACGUGCAGUGACACUCCUCGUGAAUGGUGACACAUACACCCAGGUAAUGGCCUGCUUGGAUCAUGCAAAGAAUUGUGUCUCUUCUGAAAAAAUACUACUUACACUAAUUUACUGACCGAGUAAAUUUGUGCACAGAACCUAUAAUUGCAUGUUAAGUAUUUCGCUAAUCAUGUGUAGAAUGAAGGUAAACACUUCACUUCAGGACUGCUUAAAAUUUGAUUGGAUGUUACUAUGGUACAUAGUAAGACCGAUAGUCUCAUUCAAAUUCUGUUUGGAUAUUGACUCGGCCCAUCAUACCUUGACAGGCAACAAAAUAAGAACCACUUUGAAGUUAAAAGUGGUUGUCCUAUGGAUCCAACAUUUGUCCCUGCCAUGUGAAUUUGGAAUUUCCACCACUUAUCUCGGUACCACCAACAGAGCCACCAUCCUGUCCUGAUCUAAGCUUAUAGUUAGACUUAUAAACAUGAAAACACAUAUCAAGAAACAGCGCAAGUAGGAGAAAGAGAACUGUUUUAAGGGUGUCCAAUCAAUGGAUUUGCUGCUCAAAUGGGCAUUCAGGUGGUGCUCAGCCCCUGCGAUCGUGGGGAAAAUCUAAAUGCCUAAAGUGGGGGCAAGUCUAUGAGUAAGACAAUCACUGUCGAUUUCCCAACAAAGUGGUACUCUUGUUUAAUUGACCCUAGUGGAGGGCUCAUGGGCACUGUCAAUUUCCCAACUCGGAUUAGAACUCGCAACCCUUCGGAUUACCAGGUACUCACUCGACCGUUGUGCGGGGAGGAUAAGCGGUGUGACGUGAUGGGCAGGUAACACGACUUAUGCAGCAAAGCUUGUCAUGAAGUUAAAGAUGAAGAGGAAUUCGUUUUGUGUGUGGAUAUCCACACACACGCUAGAGGUUGUUGAACAUGAAUGUAUACCUUCACAGUACAUUAAUUAUGAAGAUGUGGAGAACAUCAUGAGUUCCACACAUGUGCAGCAUGUCUAUCACAGCCUUGUUGAAUUUUAAGUGUUUCGCUUUGACCAAUGCCAUCAGUGUGGCGAGCAAACAACAAUGGAUGACCUCCCAAUGGUUCAAAAAGCAGCACAAUCUGAGAUGGUUAACUCUGUCUCCAUGUAUGCCAAUAACAUCUCUAUACCCUAUCUGUGUCAUUUUACAGUACCGCAUGUUUAUUUGUACAAUAUAGUAUAUAGGUAACGUGCCAUCCACUUGCUUUUACUUAUACUUCAAAUUCGUUUAUGCAUCAUACAUUUUGAUGUUUUGAAGGGUUCCACUGUUUCUAAAUAUAUUCUAAAUGAUAACAGCUCAUAUGCAAAUGAAAUACGAUACUAUAAAUUAUGGAAACAGUCUUAAUUUAAAUUUGCAUCAGUACCCCAUCGUGUACAGUGUGAUGAAAUGUGUAAAAUGUUGAGGUAAAAUUAUAAAAUAUGUGUAAGAUCUUAUUUUAGACGAGUAAAGGCUUGUUUCUGGGCAGAAAAUGUCAUCGGAUUUUACGACUUGUUGUUGGCAAGUGGUCUGAGGACAUUGCAAGUUCUUAAAAUGGACUAAUCCACAGAAACUUAGUGCCUCCUACUAUGCCUGGGUGACGGAAGCUGAAGACAUGUUGCAGAGGAGGAAUAUCCCGAGACAGCCUCACAGCAUUCCACGGGCAUCCUGUCAAGAAGGGGAUGUUUAAGCAAAAGUUAAGACGGAACGUCACCUUGCCACAUUGAACUCACAUAUAAGUGUGGCACAUGAGGAAUGGACCACUCUUUUAAUUAUUUAAUCGUGCAGCAAGGGAGUAAAGUGUGGUUUUGUGAAAGUCCUUAUGUGCUGUGCAGUACAUGAAUGCACGUGUGGACACCAGCAUGCGAUAACUGACUUGGGCCUGUGGAUGUCUGGCAGGGUUAUUGAUUAACCGGACUUGUACACCAGUCACGUGGUUAAUGGCUACUCGGUUGAGAAUUGCUGUGUGUGACACACGUGCUGUUGCAUUCUACAGGCAAAGGACCUAAAGGUUGCUUUUGAUCAAAAUAGAAAUGUUCGAGACUUGUUCUCGACUUCAAGCUUGGCUUUGAAAUGUUAGUUUGUAAUAUAUUCAAUAGGAGGGGUUUUAGCACUGUGCACUGUAAAGGAUGAUGUACUGCAGUUAAUACUUGUAAUUCACUAAACCCUAAUACUGUUUAUUCUAUAACCAUGCCCAUGCACCCAGAGUAAGACUACUUGCAAUGCUAUUGAGAAUAGAACACAUAGUAGUAAGUUGUACAAUGGUGACAAGUACAGUAUGUAUACUGUACACAUACAAAACAGAUAAUGGGUGUAAGAUACCGAUAUAAGUGGAUGGUAUAGAUAGACAUACAGCUUAGGAUUAAAGUGAUAUUUGAAUAGUGAAGUGCAAGGGUCAUUGUCAAAGACAAAGAUGGUUUAUCAGCAGUAGAAUUUGGUUUAAGAGAAACUGUUAUUGAUUAACGAGACUUGUACACCAGUCACGUGGUUAAUGGCGACUCGGUUGCGGAUUGCUGUGUGACACAAGUGCUGUUGCAUUUUACAGAUUGACCACAAUAAAUGUGUUUGCUCUCGAUUUGGA